Thrips palmi is the source of this 1699-nucleotide messenger RNA. RefSeq lists its product as uncharacterized. The coding region runs from base 532 to 1626 and encodes 364 amino acids. The record is from RefSeq and is a predicted model, not a curated record. The transcript is spliced from 6 exons. Lineage: Eukaryota; Metazoa; Arthropoda; Insecta; Thysanoptera; Thripidae.
GUGAUCUGUGCUGGCGGCCAUGUCGCUGAAGAUGAAAGAAGUUUAUCUUAAACUUGGUAGUGAGCGCAACAAGUGCGUCAAGUUUCAAAGUGGUGCCGGUACUAGUGAUGUCGACAGUCUGCGUCUGGCCUUAGGCAAGGCUAAAGAAACGGACGCUGAUCUCUGCAGACGAAUGGAUGGAUGCACCGUCGUUUUCCAGAAAUUGAAAAUCAAGAAGUCUACGCAGGAGAAGGUGCUGGUUGAUAUUGACGAUUUGGAAGAUAUCGAGGAUGAAAGUGAUCUCGUGCCAAUCUUCUGCCCGAUUCUAAACUCUCCCAACAUGGAUGGGCCUCUUGUCAUUGGUACCGGAGAAACAACUCUACAAGUGCAGCCUGAUGGCUCUUGUGUGAUUGAAAAUGGACCGUGUGGCACCCCGUCGUCACCUCAAGAUCAUUCAUCGGCCGACUGCUUAGUUUAGACAGCUCUUGUUCACCUUCAGUGAAUAGCAUUGUUCGUCCUAAAAGGGCCCGGAAAGAUCAGAACUGUGCUUUGAUGACUUUGCCUGCUUUGCCUUCAAACCUGAAGGCGAUGAUUGGCAAAGCAAACAGUUGCAUGGAGAAAUUUAUCGCCCACUACGGUCAUUACCUAAGAACUGUAACGGAAGACUUGAUAUCGAAGGCUGAUUACAAAAUUUUCUCCCUGACAAUAAUUAAAGCCCAUCCUGAGCUGUCGGAUCCAACGAAUGUAGAAAACCCUAAUCAUCUGGUGAAAGACAUGUUAAGCAUGUUCGUACGCAAUGCUCGCCGCAAGGACAAGUUUGUUCCUUUAAGUCUGACUGAUGACCAUGAAGAGCCAGCAAGGAAAAAGCAACGCAAGUUCAUCAUGCCGUCUGAAAGUGUGACAUCACGGACGGAGGCAGAAGCUUCAGAAAUGAACAAGCUUCAGGAAGCUCUCAAGGGAAUCGGUCCUAAUGUUGGUGCCACUACUCAUCACACAAGGCUCAUCAGAGAAACGUUUGUUCCAAGACGGGAAUGGAUUUCUCAUCUGCCACCAGACUCUAGUCCAACUUUAAUUAUUCAUGAAUACCCACACUUACAGAAGGUGGACCUUAUCUGCUAUGAGUUUAGUCUCAUGAGGAAGAAGGACGUUUUAUCUCUUCAGUCUGACUUGGGUGAUGCUGUUCAGAGCAUUGCCAACUUCAUCUCGCUACCAUCUCGCACGGAGAGGGAGAGGGCAGACUUUCUUUGUAAACUGUACAAUGACGUCAAGCCAAAGAAUGUCUCGAAGAAGCUGCCCCCCUGCUUCUCAAUUCAACAGUGUCAAGGUGAUCCUGAUGUACACCUCAAGUCAGAAGCCGGUGAGGGAGCAAGACUGGUGUUUUUUUUUGACACUGAAGACAAACUGGGAGCUGCGUUUAUUGUUGGUGACACACUUGCUAUGCCUGUUAACAACCCCACUGUCUGUGGCUCUCUCCUGGCACUUCUUGCGUGUUAUCAUGCUUGGGACCUAACUUAUCCCCCAGCAUUCAAGUGUGUCCUUCUGAUCUUUGACGUUCAUGGUCUCGGUACUAUUACGAAUGAUCUUAAUGGGGCCUUCAAAAAAUUCAAUAUUGAUUAUUCUCGAUUCAAACUUUCUCAGACUUUCUAAACUUUCUAUGUAAUGAAGAAUUAAUUUAAAUUGUAAUUGAUAUCUUCGUAUUUGACGACAUGAGUUUAACUAU